AUGUUUACCGACUUGGACCUCGUCAACCGGUUUCAUAUUGACUACAUCUCUCUCUGCCGCUGGCUGCUGUCUGUAAAGAAGAACUACCGGGAUGUCAUCUACCACAACUGGCGUCAUGCGUUCAAUGUGGCACAAACCAUGUUUUCAAUGUUCAAGACCGGAGGACUACAGUCACUUUUUGGCGACCUGGAGUGUCUUGCAAUCAUAAUUGCCUGUCUUUCGCAUGAUUUGGAUCAUCGUGGUACAAACAACCAGUUUCAGAUCAAAACAAUGUCACCGCUGGUGAAUCUCUACUCUACCUCCGUCCUCGAGCAUCAUCACUUCGAUCAGUGCAUCAUGCUCCUGAACACAAAAGUGAGCCAGCGAUUAAUUUGUUGGAUCUUUGCUUUUUACUUAACCCACUCUAAACCUCUGAUUGAGCCUCUUCGCCGAUUGUGUCGAAGUUUCCGUAAUUUUAACCGCCAUUCCGACGUCGCAAACGUUUUCGCGCUGCGUUGGAUGAGCUAUCUUUGCCUUGAAUUGUUCAUUUUAGGCUACUAUCCGUAA
Dibothriocephalus latus is the source of this 546-nucleotide messenger RNA. NCBI's taxonomy places the organism in Eukaryota, Metazoa, Platyhelminthes, Cestoda, Diphyllobothriidea, Diphyllobothriidae. The record is from the annotation of a GenBank genome assembly.